AUGAAGGCAUUUUCGAAACUCGCCAACCGGCUGUCUCUCUACAAGAAAGAGUCACCAGAACCGACACCAAACCAACCAACAACGACAUCUGCUCAACCAUCACCACCGCAAGUUGAUGGCCCCAUCCACGUCCUGUCUGACCUGCACCUCGAGAUCUGCAGCCAGUAUUCCACGUUUAAGGUGCCCAAGACAAGCGCAGCCUAUCUCAUUUUGGCCGGUGACAUCGGCCGGCUGGUCGACUAUGCGCCGCUCUUGGGAUUUCUCGAGGGCCUCGUCUCGUCCUAUCGGCGCAUCUUUUACGUCCUCGGCAACCAUGAGUUCUAUACCUUGACCUAUGAGAAGGGCCUCUCCGAGGCACACCGGCUCGAAAAGGAGCCCAGCCUGAACGGCAAAGUAACCAUCUUGCACCGCACGCGGUGGGACGAGGACGCGCAGGACAGUCCGGUUCCCAGCCUCACGGUCCUUGGCUGCACCCUCUGGACCCAUGUCCCGCCCGAGUCCCGCGACGUCGUCGGCCACGCCAUUCGCGACUUCCAGUACAUCGAGGACUGGACGGUCGACAGUCACAACCAGAUGCACAACGAAGAGGUGGCGUGGCUGCGGCAGCAGGUCGCCGCCCUGCGAACCGCAACCACGGCGGCGGCGGCCAAGCGCACCGUCGUCGUCGUAACACACCAUGUGCCGACCGUCGAGGGAACGUCACGGCCCAAGUAUGCCGGAAGUCUGUGGGCUUCGGCGUUUACGACGGAACUCAUCCUUCCAGGCAGCAAUACCGGCAAUACCGGACAUACCGAAGCAGACGGCGGGCGCGUGGCCGAUGACACAAAACCGUGGGAAGGCGUCGCGGCAUGGAUCUAUGGCCACACGCACUACAGCAACGACUUUGUGCGCGGCGGCGUCCGGCUCAUCGCCAAUCAGCGCGGCCCUGUCUUCCCGCCGAACCCCGACAUUUUCAAGGCAGAGGAUGCUGCCGGUGCUGAUAAGACAGGGCAAUCAGGAAAGUCCAGCUUCCGCAUCAUUGAAAGAAAGGCGCACCAGGACGAGGGGAAAGGGCUGCAUGCGUUUAACCCGGCGAGAACAAUCGCUCUGUAG
This is a messenger RNA of Sporothrix schenckii 1099-18, 1092 nucleotides long. RefSeq lists its product as uncharacterized. Gene Ontology annotation, molecular function: hydrolase activity. The record is from RefSeq and is a predicted model, not a curated record. The transcript has a single exon. Lineage: Eukaryota; Fungi; Ascomycota; Sordariomycetes; Ophiostomatales; Ophiostomataceae. The coding region runs from base 1 to 1092 and encodes 363 amino acids.